Argiope bruennichi is the source of this 2750-nucleotide messenger RNA. RefSeq lists its product as uncharacterized. Lineage: Eukaryota; Metazoa; Arthropoda; Arachnida; Araneae; Araneidae. Bases 87 to 1775 code for a protein of 562 amino acids. The transcript has 13 exons. The record is from RefSeq and is a predicted model, not a curated record.
CACAGUUUCGCUCUCUCUGAAAUCUUUAAUCUUCCAAAAAAUAUACAACUGCAAACACAAAAACUUUUCAUCUCCAGCGAUUCGAAAUGCUGUCUUUAUCGGUUGCUAAUCAACAAGUGCGUUUUCGAACGCGUAAAAAUGAAACGGUCACUGUUUUGCCAGUGACUGUUGAAUUCGAAAAGUUAAGUCGUGCUGAAAAAAAAUCAACAAUGGUCAACCACGUUGAGUGGCGGAAGGUCACAUCCUCUGAUUUUGGAAGUAAAGGGGUUGCUUCUCCAACAGAUUUGUUGCAUGCUGUCAUAGCUCUUUACAAUACCUGUCUCCCCGAUGUUACAGUACAGUCUUUGUAUCGCACUGUUUGCGCUGAGGGCACGAAAACUCUUCUACUGCUUCGAGACACAUCGGAGAUCUUGCAAGAGUGGGAGAGCCACCAUUUACCUAGUUCAGCCAGCCAAUCGAGAGAGGACUCACUCGGAGAAAUAAACAACAACCCUGCACUGAAUGGAGAAGGCCAAAAGGAAAAGACCACCACGAGUAAUGAAGGUUCAGCGGAUGAAAAUGUGGAAAAAACCGAAGAUGAGAAGCACAGGGAUGUCAUAUUAUCGUCUGGCACAUCUCCGAGAUCAACACCAGAUCUGGAGAUGAGCAACCAGCACCAUCUGUCUCAAAAGAAUGACAGCAGCCGAAAUACUCCAACCAUAACUACAUCCAAUAUUAGCAAUCUUACAGAAGGCCACCUCGAUGAAGAAUGGAGGCCUUGGACGCCGAAAAGCAAUAAUAACUACUUAGAGAGAUUUCGCCCCGUGGACAACGGGCCGGAGAAAGUGAUGACCCCUCUCAUUCAGACUUCCAAGAAUAGGAACCUUCCACUUCCAUCCCACAGUGACAGUAGCAGGGGAGAUCCUGGCGACGUGCCCAUGGAGUCGCCCUUCUCGGAUGUCUUCAGUGAUUCAGGAGAUGAAUCCGAAACAGGAAGCGACAUGGAAGAGGAAGACGACCACGAGGAUUUCUCCAGAGGCCUGGAUGCCUUCCUCAAAGCUGUAGUUGCCAGGAAGAAAGAUCGUCGAGUUGCUCUGGAGAGAUAUUCACUGCAAUCCACUCACGUUGGAAUAGAGCAUCGCCUUAUCGCUGCUGCCACUUUCAACAAGAACUACAGGAUUCCAGGAACCCGAGUGGUGUAUUUGUCGCUUCUAACAGUGAGAAAAAGAUUUCGAAGAUGUGGAAUCGGGAAAUACAUUCUCAAAAAGCUGAAAAGCCCAUCUCAAGUCGGACCCUAUGAUGCACUGGUCGUAAGAGCCGAUCCCACAGCUCUCAACUUCUUCCUGAAGAACAGUUUCACGGACGAUCUCAUUCUUAACAGUCGUUUCAGGGAACUUGAAGUAGAUGGUUGUCCAAAAGGCACAUUACUUUGCUACUUACCACCAUUUGAUGGUCAUUAUCCCCCUCUUCCAGGAGCUCAAGAUUGGAACAGUGUAGAUGCAGUAGUAGCCAUGGAUGAAGAAGUGGAGAAAUGGAGACAGAAAAGUUUGGAAGCUUAUCAAACUCAAGUUACAUGUCUGACAAGACUGCAACAAGAAGUUCUACGACUUCAUAACUUGCUGAGAAGACAAGAAACAACAAUACAAUUUCUGAAAAAGGAAAAUCAAAGACUUCAAGGGAGACUAACCAAAGUUGAGAGAAAAUCAGCACAAGCUUUAAUUGAUGUACUAGAGAAGGAAGCUGCAGAUUUUGAGCGUUUCUGCAACAUUCAAUACCAGAACAAUGAUGACAGAUGAUUUUCAACUAAUGGACAGGUAUUACCUAUGAUGCAAUGACUGUCUGAACAUCUUAUUUUCAUAAUGUCUAAGAAUCUGGUAUUAUCUGUAUGUGCUUUGAAAUUGAGAUAGUUAAAACCAUAACAGAACAAUGUGAAGACAAAAUUAUAAUUUGCACUUAUUUGAUUUUAAUAAAUGUGGCAAAGAAAAUUAAUUUAAUAUUUUCUUAUAACAAGAUGCAAAGGUACUCUACCUUUCAUUUAUAAUACUUCUAUAGAUGUUAAAGAAGACAAAACUUUACCUUUCAGAACUAUUAUGAGGAUUCUCAAACAGAAAUGUCAAUAUAAAUAACACAAUUAAAUAAGAUUGUGUUUUUCAUUUUCAUGAUUAAGCAAAAAAAAGUUAUUUUUUAAAUGCCCAAUGAUGUAACAAAAUGAAGCAGUAUAAAGUACAUGUAUCUGUGGUAUUAAAUUAUGAAAUUUGAGUUUUCCAUUGUAAAUAUAAAAGUCAUUUUUAAAUGCAAUUCUAUAAUUCACAAAAUUACUGUUAUGGUUUUAUACUCUCAUUCAAAGAAUAAAAUGUAUUUCUGUGUAUUAUAUGUAUAUGUAAAAAAAAAAAAAAAUCAGAAACAUUAAAUUAUUAAAUGUUUUAUGAGAAUGUAUAUGUAAAAGAAAGUUCAUUUAAUCUCUAGAAUUGUAUAGUGUAUGUUUUCUGCUCAGUAAAACAGUUUAGAAUGUGAAAAUAAUUUAAAACUUUUCUGAAUAGUAGAUGAUUCAAUCAUCAGUGUGCAAAUGAAUGAAAACAAUUUAUAGUUCUGCUGAAAAAAUUAAGAAAACUUUGAAAAAUAUAUUCAGGAUAUUUGCAUUGUAUUAUUUAUCAAAGGAAUAACAUAACAGUAAAAAUUAAGAAUUAUUCAUUGUCUCAUUAUAAAUAAUAAUUAUCAUAAAAUCUUAGAAAUUUAAAAUACAAAAGAAUCUAAAAUUCUUAGAUCUCUUC